Molecule: messenger RNA, 2614 nt
Organism: Zalophus californianus (California sea lion)
Lineage: Eukaryota; Metazoa; Chordata; Mammalia; Carnivora; Otariidae
Product: protocadherin alpha-10-like
Exons: 1
Coding region: 188-2614 (808 amino acids)
Biological process (GO): homophilic cell-cell adhesion
Cellular component (GO): plasma membrane
Molecular function (GO): calcium ion binding
Source: RefSeq, a predicted model, not a curated record
GGAGAGGAUUCUUUAAACAGAAGAAAAUUAACGAUAAUUCACGGGCCAGAAAGAAUCUCCACGGUUUCUGUACACACCCAUGUUGUUAAAAUCAAUUGGGAUCUCAGGAACAAAGACUCGAAAAGUCUAAAAGGACUACACCUUUCCGCUCAUGAAAUGUUGAUUUACUAACCAGAAGCGAAGCAGGAUGUUAGCUUCAGGACCAGGUGGCCAGGGAACUAAGCACUUGCUGCUCUCGGUUCUGCUCCUUACAGCGUGGGAGGCCGAGAGCGGCCAAGUCCACUACUCGGUCCCGGAGGAGGCCAAACACGGCACCUUCGUGGGCCGCAUCGCCCAGGACUUGGGGCUGGAGCUGGCAGAGCUGGUGCCGCGCUUCUUCCGAGUGGCGUCCAAGGGUAACGGGGAUCCUCUGGAGGUAAAUCUGCAGAAUGGUAUUUUGUUUGUGAAUUCUCGGAUCGACCGGGAGGAGCUGUGUGGACGGAGCGCGGAGUGCAGCAUCCACCUGGAGGUGAUCGUGGACAGGCCGCUGCAGGUUUUCCAUGUGGUGGUGGAGGUGAAGGACAUUAACGAUAAUCCGCCUGUAUUCCCAGCAACACAAAAAAAUUUGUUUAUUUCCGAAACAAGGGCUCUUGACUCUCAUUUUUCACUAGAGGGCGCCUCUGAUGCAGAUAUCGGGGCCAACGCUCUGCUGACUUACAAACUGAGCCCCAGUGAGUAUUUCUCUCUGGAAGUACCCACCAACGAUGAUCAGGUAAAACCGCUCCAACUAGUACUAAAAAAACUCUUAGACAGGGAAGUCGCUUCAGAGAUUCUCUUGGUGCUCCAAGCAAUUGAUGGGGGCAAACCUGAGCUGACAGGUAGCACAGAGUUACACAUCACAGUGCUGGAUGUAAAUGACAACGCCCCAGUGUUUGACAAAGCAGUCCAUCGUGUAAAAUUACUGGAGAAUUCGAGAAACGGUACACUGGUUAUUAGACUUAACGCCUCGGAUUUGGAUGAAGGUUCAAACAGCCACAUUCUUUAUUCUUUUGCAACUGAUGUCUCCUCUAAUACAGAAGCCUUUUUCUGCAUAGAUUCAGCCAGUGGAGAAAUAAAAGUAAACGGAAAAAUAGAUUUUGAAGAAACUAAAUUAUGGAAACUUCAAAUAGAAGCAGUUGACAAAGGAAAUCCCCCGAUGUUUGGUCACUGCACAAUCUUGGUAGAAAUCUUGGACAUUAAUGAUAAUGCUCCGGAGUUGCUAGUGACGUCACUAUCGUUGUCUGUUCCAGAGGAUGCUCCCCCCGGCACGGUCAUUGCCCUAAUCAGUGUAACUGACCGUGACUCUGGUGCCAACGGGCAGGUGACCUGCUCACUAACAUCCCAUGUCCCCUUCAAGCUGGUGUCCACCUUCAAGAACUACUAUUCGCUGGUGCUGGACAGCGCCCUGGACCGAGAGAGCGUGUCGGACUAUGCUCUGGUAGUGACCGCACGCGACGCAGGCUCGCCUUCGCUCUCCGCCACGGCCAGCGUGUCCGUGGAAGUGGCGGACGUGAACGACAACGCGCCGGCAUUCGCGCAGCCCGAGUACACGGUGUUCGUGAAGGAGAACAACCCGCCCGGCUGCCACAUCUUCACGGUGUCUGCGCGGGACGCCGACGCGCAGGAGAACGCGCUGGUGUCCUACUCGCUGGUGGAGCGGCGCGUGGGCGAGCGUGCGCUGUCGAGCUACGUGUCGGUGCACGCGGAGAGCGGCAAGGUGUACGCGCUGCAGCCGCUGGACCACGAGGAGCUGGAGCUGCUGCAGUUCCAAGUGAGCGCGCGCGACGCGGGCGUGCCUCCCCUGGGCAGCAACGUGACGCUGCAGGUGUUCGUGCUGGACGAGAACGACAACGCGCCCGCGCUGCUGCCGCGGCCGGGGACGGGCGGCGGCGGCGGCGCUGUGAGCGAGCUGGUGUCGCGGUCGGUGGGCGCGGGCCACGUGGUGGCGAAGGUGCGCGCGGUGGACGCCGACUCUGGCUACAACGCGUGGCUGUCGUAUGAGCUGCAGCCGGCGGCGGGUGGCGCGCGCAGCCCGUUCCGCGUGGCGCUGUACACGGGCGAGAUCAGCACGACGCGCACCCUGGACGAGGCGGACUCGCCGCGCCAGCGCCUGCUGGUGCUGGUGAAGGACCACGGCGAGCCGGCGCUCACGGCCACCGCCACUGUGUUGCUGUCGCUGGUGGAGAGCGGCCAGGCGCCCAAGGCGUCGUCGCGGGUGCUGGCGGGCGCCGCUGGCGCCGAGACGGCGCUGGUGGAUGUCAACGUGUACCUGAUCAUCGCCAUCUGCGCGGUGUCCAGCCUGUUGGUGCUCACGCUGCUGCUGUACACGGCGCUGCGCUGCUCGGCUCCGCCCGCGGAGGGCGCGUGCGCGCCUGGGAAGCCCACGCUGGUGUGCUCCAGCGCGGUGGGGAGCUGGUCGUACUCGCAGCAGAGGCGGCAGAGGGUGUGCUCCGGGGAGGGCCCGCCCAAGACCGACCUCAUGGCCUUCAGCCCUAGUGUUCCCCCUUGUUCAAGUUCUGGAGAUAGUGGAGAACAACAGGAGAUUUUUGGGAAUGAUGUAAGUACAGUAAUUCUGAAUGUAUUUAAUGCCUGUUGA